Dicentrarchus labrax (European seabass) is the source of this 3901-nucleotide messenger RNA. It is a transcript of the gene emp2, whose product is annotated as epithelial membrane protein 2. Bases 419 to 916 code for a protein of 165 amino acids. Gene Ontology annotation, cellular component: plasma membrane. The transcript has 5 exons. The record is from RefSeq and is a predicted model, not a curated record. NCBI's taxonomy places the organism in Eukaryota, Metazoa, Chordata, Actinopteri, Moronidae.
GGGAACGUGCGUUUCUAACUUUUUUCCCCCUCGGACCGACUACCAGUAAGAUUUCCCGGCUGCCGCUUUCACACCUUUGGUGCGGGUUUCUUGCCAUACUUUUUCAAUUUAUCACCCCCCUAAUUUCACCUUUCACGUAGACGUACAGUCACGUCUGGAACUCUACGCGACUUUUGUUUUCUUCCAGUCCAAACUCGACAGUUUCUUCUGAAGGACCUUGAUCCACCCCUGAUUAUCAGCCUGCAGACCAGCCUGUGUGACAACCAGCAUUCACACACACAACUGAAACGUUAAUUCUGCACAGUGACAUUCAGCUAGUGAGACACAGACAGCCACUGAAGCAGCCUGUGAGAUAGUUAACCGGCCUGAUCAACGGGCAAACAACCAGCAGACAAGUUAACCAGACAGAAGGGCAGCCAUGUUGAUCAUCUUAGCUUUCAUCAUCCUCUUCCAUCUGGCUGCAGCCAUCCUCCUCUUUGUUGCAACCAUUCACAAUGCGUGGUGGAGUGUGUCGGUACCCGGACGCGAUACGAUCUACACUGACCUGUGGUACUCCUGUAACGCCACCUGCUUUCCUGUGGAGAACAGCCAUACUGCUGAUGCAGCCUACCUGCAGGCCGUCCAGGCCACUAUGAUCCUGGCCACCAUUUUAUGUUGUGUUAGCUUCUUCGUCUUCAUCCUCCAGCUCUUCAGGCUCCAACAGGGAGAGAGAUUCAUUUUCACCGCUAUCAUCCAGCUAUUGGCCUCUCUAUGUGUGAUGGUCGCAGCAUCCAUCUACACGGCUCAGAACAAGAGCUUUCACGUGCCCAGCCUUCAGGAAGGCUCCUACGGCUCCUCCUACAUCCUGGCCUGGAUCAGCUUCCCUGUGACUCUCGUCAGCGGCCUCAUGUACCUGGUGCUCAGGAAACGCAAAUAGAUGUGACGGGCUUGAUGCACAGGCAUGGCGAUAUUCAAAUAUAUAAAUAGGAACACUUGGACACAAAUGCAUAAAGACAUACACUUUUCCUCAACCUACAUACAUGCACACAUUGUCUUUCUAACCGUUAGAUUUUAUGAAACCAUGGAGGUAAGGACAUACACCACAGUUCCUCACUAAUGUCAAGCCUCAGGUUUAGAACCAGACAGUUCACCUAUAAAGCAUUCAGCAGCACAUUUCUGUCCACCCUACACACUCAAAACCCCAAAUAAUCACACACCCUCCUCCUUCCUGAUGGUACAUUGUUCUCACUGAAUGUAGCAAAGAUGCCCAACUGACAUUUUGUUUUUUGUUUUUUGUUUUUUGUUUUUUUUGUCUAUUUACAUGUGUGACAGCUACAAAAUGUUUCUUGAAACAUUUAAGGUGAGAAAUACACUAUUUACAUUUGAUGCAAUACCUAGUUUAAAAAGUACUAGAUCUAUGCAUUUGCAUGAAGUUCAGAUCAAAUCUACAAAUACAGAUCAGCAAAUGCACCGGACAUGCGCCUUGCUACGUUCAUCACUCAUUCAGUGCUCUGCACAGCAAGGGCUCCUGAGGCUUUCUUGCUGCAUUUAGUGAGAACAUACCUUCACUAUCCUCUCCCCAUCUUUCCCUUUAGCCACUACACAAGACAUGAGCAGUGUCCCAACAUACUGAUAUGUCUCCUCCUCGUUUCAUUGUGUCCUGCUUCCUACCAUCUCCAUUCAUUGAAACCCUUCACAAAGGAUAAAAGUUGAAGACAAGUGGGGAGAUUUGUCUUACUGGGACACAGCCCCCAGGACUUUACAAAGGGUCCAUACUUUUUUUUUGUGAAUCUCUAGUCAAUGGAAUUUUUUUUGUACAUAUUUGCUGUGUAUGUAUAGUUAAGGUAAUUGCAAAAAAACGUAUUUUGAAGACUGAAAUACAAAAAGUAUAUAUGAAAAAGAUAAAAACUAAGAAUCUUAUGUUAACCAUAGCUUACAGGAAGUGUAGUGAAGUAGUAGUUGAGUUAUAAUAUGUAGGAUUUUAACCCUGUUCUUUGUAUUCUUAUGUACUGACUUGUGUUUUAAUGGUGAGAAAGGAACCAAUGAUGUGCUGUGAUGUUUGGGAUUUCAAAUGACAACAUAGAAACAUGCAAACUUGAAAUAAGAAUUUCUUCGUAAUUGUUAUGCUUUAUUGUUCACAGCUUCACUGAGAAAAAAGACAAACUCUAUUUAUUGUUAAAAAACCACUGUUGUGUAUUUUAGCAUCAUGUGACUGAGGAUGUAUGAAGUAAUCAAGUCUUGCCAUGUUUUUCCCUCUCUGGCCGCCUGGCUGCUGUUUAUUUGGUCCAAACAUUUCUAACACCUCUUAUGCACAUGCUAUGCACUUGUGCUCCGGCAUUUAACAACAAUAAAUUUACUGUAUUGUACCUGCUACCAAUUCCCAGAAUUUCUUCUACUUACAGCUUGAGUGGAGGUAUUGUUUGAUCUCACAAUAGCACUGUGAAAACUGUUUUUAUAUUCCUCUUUCUUUGAAACAGUUAAGGGAGGCCAUCUGGGUAUUAACUUUGUAGCUGCUAGAACAUGAAACAUUUCCAGGACACAAAUAAUUGUAAAGAAUUAACGUGUCAUUUCAGCUUGGACUUGUUGGCUCCUUCAGAGGUGCAUUGGGUUGUUUUGUUGUAGGAAUAUGUUCGUGUCGAGCAGCGUUUGGACCACAGAGCCUGGUCUGGUCUGGACUAUCUCACCGAAUUAUGAAGAUUCAGGGAAAAGACAUGGAAGUGAAGAUGUUGCUCUGCUAUCUUAAGAUGAUACUUGAAAAUGAUCAAAAUAACAUAUUGGAGGCCAGGAUUGUGAUGUUUGUUGUUGUGAAGUUGUCAUCAUAAGAGUGUUUCACUAAAUAACACUCAUGUUUGCAUGCAAGUUCUUGUCUUUCAGCAAAUCCCUUUAACUUAUAUUGGGUUGAAAAGUUAAGUUAUUGCAGUACAAAAGGCUGAAAAAUGUUUUUUUUUUUGGUGGAACACUGUUUAUUAUAGAUUAUGUAAAGUUUGGAUGUAUUUGAAUGGCUUUGUUGACUUCAAAACAGAUCUGAAUUUAGAAUUAACUAAGUUUUGUGCAAACUGAAUUAAAGAGAAACCACAGGAAGUACCACAGUUUAGUUAUUAGAGUCACUCUUGAGUUGGGAUUGGAAAUGUUUUGGUUUGUGUUUGUGAUCAUUUCCCAGUAGUGUGUUUUAUUAAUGUAGUUUAUCAGUGUCAAUGUAGAUGUACCGUAUCUUGUAGCUCUAUACAGAUAACCACAGGACCAUAGUGAUGAAUAAUAAAAAUCUAAAUAAUGAGUUGUUUAAGCUAAAACUGUAUUCAUGGGGAAUUGUUUUUUUAAACAUUUUUUUGCAGUUGGAAUAUUUCUAAUGCUUCAAGAAGUAUUAACUCCACAUUCAUUGAGAGGCUCAUGAUGCUUAAUGGAGACAUGUUGAGAUGGUCAAUGUUUUCAGAACCUUAAAUUAAAACAAUAAUUUUCCUUUUAUAGGAUUCAUCCAAAGGUCUUAUAUGUAUGGGUUUAUAUGUCAUGUUAAAUGGGAGUGUUUCUGCCUGUUAGAUGCUCCUUUAUUUUUUCAUAUUUUAGGGAAAUUCAAUAACAACAUGCUAUUCAUUUUGACCUCUAUUGCAACAUCUGUGGCAGUUUCAGUCAUCUGUAAGAUACAGUGUUUUCAUGUACUCACGUCAUCAAACUAAAGUGUUUGUCUGCUAUUGACACCCAGUGGACUGAGAGAAAACUACACAAUGUUUAUGUAGCUGCUAGUUUUAUAGUUUCAGGUAAUCUGCUCUAAUCUCAGAACAGAUUGGGCAAAAAAAAAAAGGACUAAUUUCCCCUGCAAGAAUUUAUUGGUGCUUAUUUUUUCUUUUUUCUUGUUGCCCCCACUCAUCAGAUGUAUAUCUCAAUAAAUGUAUUUUACAAUAAAUACAUUUUCUUUGUGUGUGCCAAA